Vigna unguiculata (cowpea) is the source of this 3479-nucleotide messenger RNA. Its product is annotated as disease resistance protein At4g27190-like. The record is from RefSeq and is a predicted model, not a curated record. Lineage: Eukaryota; Viridiplantae; Streptophyta; Magnoliopsida; Fabales; Fabaceae. Gene Ontology annotation, molecular function: ADP binding.
AGCCAAAUUCAUGCGUUGACUCCAAAAGCUGAAAGAGCAAUUGCGAAACACAUUAUUCAUCAUUUUGAAAGAUCAGGACGAUCUGCGCACAGCAGUUGCUGGCAGAAGUAGACAUGAAUCUUUUUUCCUAGCUGUCACGGAUUCCCAUACGUAACCGUUGGCCAAGAAGUUUUGGACUGAUGCCUGGUGUUCAAAGUUAUGCUGGAUAUAUAUUGAGAAAAUAGGUAAUGUGAAGUAGUUUACACUUUCGGCUUUUCUUUGUUAACUUAGGUUUUCAACCUAAUGUCUGGGCUUGAACCUUUUGUCUCUCCUCUUGUUGGAGCGGUGGGAACAAUUGGGAUUGGAGAAGUACGCAAUACCCUUGCAUCUAAAUUUGCAUUUUCAAAAAAUCUGGAUGACAAUUACCACAUUUUGGUCAAAGAUACAGAGAUGCUACAAGCAAUAAUGAAGGAUAAAGAGAUCGAAGCUCAAAGAAACCACCACAGAGAUACUUCCAAUGCUUACAAACUAUGGACAAACAAGGUAUCAAAUGUCACAGAAGAAGUGCAGGAGCUGAAGCUUAAAUAUGAAAUAAAGACUCUACCCCGGUGGCGGAUUCAAAAACGCUCCCGUAUGAGUGAAGAAAUGGAGAAGAAGAGUAAUUGGAUUCGUCAACUUAUCAAUGAUGGAUGUCUAAAAAAUUUUCUUGUUGAUAAACCACCAGAACCUGUUUUAAAGGAGUUAAAUGUUCCUCAGAUAAGUGGAUAUCCAACCCUUCAAGGCACCUUGGAUAAUAUUCUGGAUUUGCUGAAAAAUAAUAAAAUCAAAAUCAUUGGAGUGUGUGGGACAAAAGGGGUGGGAAAAACAACAAUAAUGCGGAAUCUAAACAACAAUGAAGAGAUAGCUAAACUGUUUGAAAUUGUCAUUUUUGUAAAAGUCACAUCUAAUGAUCAUAAGCUUCAAGAGAAAAUUGCUCAUCGAUUGAUGUUGUACAAAGGGACCACUAACAAUGAGGAUAGUGAUGAUGUUGCAAGAAGAAUAUACAGAGAGCUGGACAACAAAAGAUAUUUAUUAAUUUUGGAUGAGGUUGAGGAUGCCAUCAAUUUGGAGCUGUUGGGAAUCCCAAGUAAUGGCAGCAAGGUGGUGAUUGUCACUCGAUUCCCUCGUGUUUAUAAGUUGAAUAGGGUGCAGAGGGUAAUCAACGUCGAGAAGCUAUCUCUUGAUGAAGCAUGGAAGAUGUUUAGAGAUACUGUUCAUGCCUUCAAUCCUAAGAUUGAUUCCCCUGACAUUCAACUACCUGCAAAACUUGUAUGUAAAAGAUGCUGCUGUGGUCUUCCACUUCUCAUUUACAAUAUAGCAAACUCUUUUCGAUUGAAAGAGUCCGCUUCUAGUUGGUGGGCGGGACUUGAAGACCUUAAACCAUGGCCAGAACUUCAAAGCCAAGGUUUAGAAGAGUUGUACUCGUGUCUGAAGUUCUGUUAUGAUGAACUCAAUGAUAAAAGGAAGCAGAAAUGCUUUCUAUACACUUCAAUGUAUCCUGCAGAUAGCAAGGUUUACUCUGAUUAUUUAGUGGAGUGUUGGGCAGCACAAGGUUUACUCGGUGAUAUAAAUGAUGAAAGAUCAUAUCAAAGUGCACGCAAUCGUGGUAUUGACAUAUUAGAACAUCUUGCUAAUGUAUCUCUACUAGAGAAAGGGGAAGCAAUGAUAUAUGUUAACAUGAACCAUUGCAUGAGACAACUUGCAUUGCACAUAUCCUCUAAAGAUCCUGAGUGUAGCUUUUAUCUUCAAGACGGUGAAGAAUCUGAAAAUCUCUCAAAUUCAAGAGCUUGGCAGCAGGCUAGGUGGGUCUCUAUGGGACAAGUACAUGAUUUACGAACAAGCCAGGAUUGCAGCACGAUUUUGACAUUGUUGCUGAGAAAAAUUCCUGAGCUACCAGAAAGUUUUUUUGAGAACAUGAGCAGUCUACUUCUGUUAGACUUGUAUAGUAGCAUGAUUACACAACUGCCGUCAUCUCUAUCAAAAUUGACUGGUCUUCGGGGUUUAUUCUUGAACAGGUGUGAGCUAUUGGAAUCACUAUCAUCUGAAAUAGGAUUACUUCAAUUUCUAGAGGUCCUUGACAUACGAGAUACUAAAGUAACUUUCAUACCUCUACAAAUUGGAUUUUUGACUAAGCUAAGAUGUCUGCGAAUCCCAUUCAUUGCAAGUGAAGAUAAUCAAGUUCAAAAUGUUCAUGCUAUUUCAAAGCUUCAUAGGUUGGAAGAAUUAACUAUUCAAGUCAUAUCCUAUGAACAGUGGUGCAACCAUGCUGAAAAUGUGUUGCAACAUGUGGCUUCUUUGGAAAAUGUAACCCAUCUCAGAUGUUGUUUUCCCUCCUCAACCAUUCUUGGAGAAUUUCUUUCAAGAAGCAAAUCAUGGCAUAAGAAGCAGAGUUCGUUUAGAUUCACUGUAGGAUGCCAGAACUCAAGGCGACCUCAAAUUCUCGAAUCCUUUGAAUAUAAAAUCACUAAUUAUUUGAGGUACUGCAAUGGUGGACAGAAGGAUGACCCGGCAAUUAUUGAGGUACUACCAAAAACUGAUGCAUUUGAAUUAGUCUGCCAUAAAGAUAUGAAAAAAAUUUCCAAUUUUGCUGGCAUAGCUUGUUUGGAACGCAUUCGUGGUCUUUUGAUUAAAAGAUGCAACCAAGUUUUGACAAUUGUGUCAGGCGAAACAAGUAGCAAUGCCAUGAACGGAAUCCAAAUAGAAACAACAGUCAUCUUACCAAAUUUGGAGCAACUUUAUUUGGAAAAUUUGCUCAAUUUAAAAUGUGCUUUUAGAGGCCCCCUGCACAGUGGAACAUUUUCCAGAUUACAAGCUCUGUCAUUGAAAAAUUGUCCAAGACUGAGUCAAAUUUUCAGUAAUGGAGCAAUUCAACAUUUUUCAGAACUUCAGAAGCUGAAACUAGAAGAUUGUUCAAAAAUUGAAGAACUUAUCGGAGAAGACAUUGAAAGAGAAAGGGAUGUGCUUCCAAAACUGGAAAUACUUCUGCUAGUUAACUUGCCUAACUUAAAAAACAUAUGCGCAACUCAUACAUUGGCUUGGUCCUCUUUGGAGCUGUUAAGGAUACAUAACUGUCCUAUGUUUAAAACUUUACCACUGGACAGUACCAAUGCAGUCAACUUAAAGUCCAUUAAAGGACAGCAAGAAUGGUGGACUAACUUGGAUUGGACAAACAAUGACAAGGUGCAUAAGCGAUUUCAACCCAUAUUUGUUGCUUCCAAUGAGUAUUUUUCUUAAAUAUUUUCUUUCACGCCGUUGAAUGUAAAAAAUAAGGUGUGCUUGCUUGUCCUUCCUUACUUUAUUGGAAGAAACUAGAGAGAAAGGCAGCUUGUAUUGUAUUGUUUUAUGGUUUAUUGUGUGUUUGUGCCUAAAAUACUUUUAGACUUGGAACUAAGUCGAUUAGAAUGUUUAAUAUGUGAUUGAGUUGAAAGAGAACCGGUAAUGUUUUUUCAUUCAAACUUAAA